GGGCGGUCGUCGUUAAAUUGAGUGGAUUGUUUAUAUACAAGUUCUUCUUAAAUAAAAUUUAGUUUAGCUCAUCUCUCAGUUGUAUAUGGUCGGUGCUGGUUUUUAAUUCCUGAGCAGUGAGGAGCCACAAUGAAGUCGCUCGGGCUUUUUUUAACGCUGGCGGCGUUUGUCUCGGCGUCGGCGCAGCCGCCGUACGCCGGACUGGCGGCGAGAGAGUGGGGCUCGGCGGCGGUGGCGGCGGCCGAGUACAUCACGGUGGAGCCAGUGGAAGAGUACCUACCGCCGAUAAAGCAGCCGUACUACUGCUCCCACUGUAACCCUGAACAGGUCCACAUUGCCUUUGGCGAAAAAUCCAACAACAUCGUAGUAACGUGGUCAACAUUCAACGAUACCCCCAGCGUGGUCCACUACGGUGUGGAGGAGUUGCAGCACUAUGCGCACGGCGCUAGCUCGUUGUUUGAAGACGGCGGGAACGAGCGGCGCCAGCAGUACACACACCGCGUCACGCUGCCGGAUCUGCAGUACGACACUAAGUAUGUGUACAACGUAGGCUCAGAGUACGGCGUGUCGAGCCUGUUCUCCUUCCGCACGGUUCCGGAAGGGAACAACUGGCCCGUGCGCGCUGCCGUAUUCGGAGACAUGGGCACUGAGGGCGCCAAAGCAAUGCCAUACCUCCAAGAGGAAUCCGAAAUGGGCCACUUCGACCUGAUUCUCCACGUGGGCGACAUGGGCUACGACAUGGCGACAGACAACGCGAGGGUCGGCGACCAGUUCAUGCGGCAGAUCGAGCCCAUCGCGACCAUGGUCCCCUACAUGACGUGCGUUGGCAACCAUGAAGAGGCCUAUAAUUUUAGCAACUACCGGGAGCGCUUCUCAAUGCCGGGCGGCACGGAGAGCAUGUUCUAUAGCUUCGACCUGGGGCCCGUGCACUUCGUUGCCAUCUCCACCGAGUAUUAUUACUACAUCAAAUAUGGAGUCAAGAUGAUCUACGAACAGUACCAGUGGCUGGAAAAGGAUCUGGCCAUGGCUAGUCAUAGGGAGAAUCGGACGGUGCGGCCGUGGAUCGUGCUGAUGGGCCACCGGCCCAUGUACUGCAGCAAUGCCGACGAUCUCCCGGACUGCGAGUACGAGUUCUCGCGCACCGGCAACCCCUUCUUCGGACACGGGCUCGAGCCGCUGCUGCAGCAGUACGCCGUGGACCUGGUGUUCUGGGCGCACGAGCACUCGUACGAGCGCCUGUGGCCCCUCUACAACAACACCGUCUACAACGGCUCGCUGGCCGCGCCCUACACCGACCCGAGAGCGCCUGUUCACAUAGUGACGGGGUCCGCAGGUAACCACGGUGGUCAGGACCCUUUUACUGGCACCCACCCGCCGUGGUCGGCGUUCCGCACCGACGACUUCGGCUACACGAGGAUGGUGGUGCACAACCACUCGCACAUCUACAUCGAACAGACGUCGGUGGAGAGGAACGGCGACGUCGUGGACUCCUUCUGGCUCGUCAAGCACAAGCUCUCCUUCAACGAUCCCCACCACUAACGACCUCUUUAUACCUGUGCCCACUAAUUGUUUAAACAUUUCAUUUUCCACCAAUUAACCUACGUAAUAAUCAUUAAGUACUCCAUCUGGCUGACCAAGUUUAAUCCUAGAAUACGGCGUCGACUAAAAAGUGUUCAAUUACUCAUUAUAUUACACCAUGUCGUUUAAGAUUCACAAAUAGUUUUUAAACAUUUACUUAUCUAUGUAUUGUUAGCCAAGUUUUGUACCAAGGAGCGGAAUGGCCGUAGAAAAGAUUUGACCUAGUCCUUUUAUCGACAAUCGAUUGAAUCGAUACCUAAUAGCAACCACACACACACGAAAAUAAGACGAAUGUAAUAUUAAAAACUUUUUAUAAUUUUCAAUAAUUAGUAAUUAGAUAGGUACCUUAAAUAUAUUAAGAACCGAUUAUUAUGAAUUUAAAUAUGCCAUUAAAAUAAAUAUCAUUCAUUGGAUAAAAAAUGCAUAUUCAUAAUGUUAAUAAAAUAAAACUGUACUUAUUCCUACUAAGAUUUAUAAUUAAUAAGCUUAGACAGCCUACUAUUUUUUUUCGAGCAACACCGGCUUCCGACACGUCGGAAGGGAGGGGCCCAAGCGACAUAUCUUACCGUACAAAUCUUUCUGCCAUUUUUUGUGGGGAGCAAGGUGCACACAGUCGCACUUCUCACACACUUACAUACAAGAUCCAAUCUGUAAUGACGACACAAAUGAUGAUCUGUUUUUGUGUACGGACGAGUCACAAGUGUCACUACAACACGCACACUAACACAUUUCGGUCGACGAAUUUUAUUGUUUUCUGAGAGAUGAGAAGUCGAAUUUGUCGCACGACCAAUCCGCAAUUUGUAUACUGGGCGAGCAAAAUCAAUAAAUCCAACAAUUACAUGAGACUAAAAUAUAAUAAUUGUGUUUAAAUGUAAUUAAACGUAUCGCUCGCGUUCCAAGGGCUCUUUCCCAAUGUUUAACAAUGUAAUAUCUUUAUAGGGGUUGGAUCAAAAACUAAGUGAAGUGUCCGACUCAUUCUUAACUGCAUAUUUCCAAUAGGUUUUCCUGUCAUCAAAAUAUAUACCUACUAGCUGUGCCCGCGGCUCCGCCCGCGUGGAAUUCGGUCUGUUCUAUUUCUCUCCCUCUCCCCUGGAGGCGGAACUUGAAGUAAAGUUGACAGAUGGAUAUGCUAGAGGACUGUAGUCCAGAUAAAAUAUUUAACAAUUAGGUACCACUAAAUAAAACUACACUCCAAAAUCAAUAGCUUUUUGCGCCCUGAUACAAAUUUUACACGUGAUUUA
Cydia fagiglandana is the source of this 2819-nucleotide messenger RNA. Its product is annotated as acid phosphatase type 7-like. The record is from RefSeq and is a predicted model, not a curated record. Bases 130 to 1539 code for a protein of 469 amino acids. Gene Ontology annotation, molecular function: acid phosphatase activity; metal ion binding. The transcript is spliced from 11 exons. NCBI's taxonomy places the organism in Eukaryota, Metazoa, Arthropoda, Insecta, Lepidoptera, Tortricidae.